CAAUCCCUUGCAGCGGCGACUGAGCAAAGCAGUGCCUCGGUGCAAGAGGCCGCGGCUGUCAUUAGCCCGGAUUCCCGGGGGCCAGCUGUCACUCACCCGGAUCCCCGGGGGCCAGCUGUCAAUCACUCGGCUCCGGGGCUGCAAUAGCCGCGCUGCUAGAGAACUGCAACCCCUUUGCAACCCGCUUGCAUCCCUCUAGCACCCCCCUUAGAACCCCAUUUCACCCCCUUGCAACCCCAUUUCACCCCUUGCAAGCCCUUUUCAUCCCCUUUGCAACCCGCUUGCAUCUCUCUAGCACCCCCCUUGCAACCCCAUUUCAUCCCUCUUGCAUCCACCUUGCAUUGAGAGGGGAAACCCUCGUUCUCCCCUCCCUCCCCAUCCAACGCACAGUCGCACCAUGUUUUUGUAGCUGUUGCAUUUCUCUUAUCCCUCUGCUCCCUUGCAGCACGCACCAUCCAUUCCUUCCCCAAGCAAAAACCUUUUUUUGUUGUUUUGCAUUUUAUUUUGUGUCUGGUUAAACCGUGUCCAAUGAUAUCCCCGUUGCCUGCCAAAUUGCUGGCAGCCCCAGCCGCCGCCACCACCACCUUCUCCUGGAGCCCUGAUGCGGGCACCCACAGCAUGUUUGACCGAAAGCGUUCUGCCGUUCGCAACAUUCAACAGAGCUUGGUGCUGGAACUCCUCGGUGAACCCAACGUGGCCCUGCAAAACUAUCAGACCAGGUCCCCAGAGGAGUACAGCUCGCUGCACAAUUCAGAGUGGGGAGAAGAGGUGGAAGAAGGAGCCGUCUACAAUGUUACGUUGAAGAAGGUUCAGAUACAACAAGCUGCCAACAAAGGUGCAAGAUGGCUGGGGGUGGAAGGAGACCAAGUACCGCCAGGUCACACCUUCAGCCAUUAUAAAACAUACAAAAUCCGCACUAUUAAAGCUGGAACCCUGGAAAAACUGGUAGAAAAUCUCCUAACUGAUUUUGGAGACAACGACUUCACUUAUAUCAGCAUCUUUCUGUCAACAUACCGAGCGUUUGCUACAACAGAGCAGGUACUGGAGCUGCUGCUAGACAGGUACGGAAAUUUUGAAUGUCAAAGCGGUGGGGAAGAUGCAGAUCAAAGUACAUCGGUAAUGAGAGCGGUGAUUCGGAAUGCUGUCGCCUCCAUUUUGCGAGCUUGGCUAGACCAGUAUUCUGAAGACUUCCAGGACGUCCCGAACUACACCUGCCUCCACAAGGUGCUGUGUUACCUGAGGAAGACGAUGCCUGGCUCCGAUCCGGAGCAGAGAGCCGAGAACCUCCUGCAGCACUUCCAGAAAGAGGAGCUGACGGAACAGGAGCUGGACAAUGGUUACCAUGGCAACGUCACUUUCAGCCUGGGAGAGGAAGGGGAUGUGCAGAGAGAUGGAAUAGAAGAAAAACAGGAUUUCCUCUCUUUCCCGUCAGAUAAAGUGGCAGAACAGUUGACGUACAUGGAUGCUGACCUGUUCAAGAAGGUUGUCCCACAUCACUGCGUGGGCUGUAUCUGGUCGAGACGGGACAAGAAGGGGAAUGAGCACCUCGCACCCACCGUCCGGGCCACCAUCACUCAGUUCAACGCCGUCACCAAGUGCGUCGUCAGCACCAUACUGAGGGACUUGCAGCUGAAGCCCCAACAACGAGGCAAAAUCAUCGAGAAGUGGAUCGACGUUGCCCAGGAAUGCAGGAUCAUGAAGAAUUUCUCCUCGCUCCGGGCUAUUCUAUCAGCCAUGCAGUCAAUCCCCAUCUACAGGCUGAAGAGGACCUGGGCCACUGUUUCAAAGGACAGCAAGUUGAUGUUUGAAGAACUUUCGGAAAUCUUCUCCGAUCAGAACAACCAUCUGACGAGUCGAGAGUUGCUAAUGAAGGAAGGCACGUCGAAAUUUGCAAAUCUCGACAGCAAUGUGAAGGAAAACCAGAAACGCAUUCAGAAACAACUGCAGUUGCAGAAGGACAUGGGAGUGAUGCAAGGCACCGUGCCGUAUCUCGGUACGUUCUUGACUGACUUGACGAUGCUGGACACCGCGCUCCCCGACUAUGUCGAUGGCUUGAUCAACUUUGAAAAAAGACGACGGGAGUUUGAGGUGUUAGCCCAGAUUAAGCUGUUGCAGUCUGCCUGUAACACUUACUGCAUCAGUCCCAUCCAACGUUUUCUCAAGUGGUUCCGCACUCAACAGUAUUUAACUGAUGGUGAAAGCUACAACGUGUCGUGUGAAAUCGAACCAACCACCGAUACAAGUCCCACAUCUCCAAAGCCCAGGAAGAGCAUGGUGAAGCGUCUCAGUCUUUCUCCCACCUGUCUCCGACCUGUACUGACUACAGAUUGCUCUAGUAAAUCGUGUGAAAUCGAACCAACCACCGAUACAAGUCCCACAUCUCCAAAGCCCAGGAAGAGCAUGGUGAAGCGUCUCAGUCUUUCUCCCACCUGUCUCCGACCUGUACUGACUACAGAUUGCUCUAGUAAAUCGUGUGAAAUCGAACCAACCACCGAUACAAGUCCCACAUCUGCAAAGCCCAGGAAGAGCAUGGUGAAGCGUCUCAGUCUGCUGUUUUAGGGGUCGGAGGUCAUCAAGAGAGAACUCCCACUAAGAGCUGCCAACA
Messenger RNA from Amblyraja radiata (thorny skate), 2605 nucleotides. RefSeq names its product ral guanine nucleotide dissociation stimulator-like 1. Gene Ontology annotation, biological process: Ras protein signal transduction. Gene Ontology annotation, molecular function: guanyl-nucleotide exchange factor activity. Gene Ontology annotation, cellular component: plasma membrane. The record is from RefSeq and is a predicted model, not a curated record. Bases 529 to 2559 code for a protein of 676 amino acids. NCBI's taxonomy places the organism in Eukaryota, Metazoa, Chordata, Chondrichthyes, Rajiformes, Rajidae. The transcript is spliced from 17 exons.